CUCAUCAUCAUCCUGACCACAAUUCCCGAAUUUCUCUUCCGGCCGUCAAAGGGCAAUCCGUUACGCUACGCCGUUCUCCAGGCUCGUCGCCGCUGCUUGGGAUCGUGUGGGCACCAAUCCCCUCUCUUUCAAUUACCAGUGGGUGGCCACGAACAUAUCUCGGCUCUUGACGUGCUUUGAUGUGUUCAUGUCCUUGUUUCCCCAGACUCAUGGAUGGUAUAUAUUCCCUGUUCAUCUCCUAAUUGUUUCUAUCAAUAUAUUGUCCAUCACUCCACCUUGCUCUUUCAUUUCUUUGAUCGAUCCUUGGGGGUUUCUUCCGAGAGUAAACCACCGGCAUCGUCAUCAUGUUCCUCUCCACCCUUCUCACACCUUAUGCUCUCCUCCUCCUCCCUGUUCUGUACUAUUUACUUCCAUAUCUACGAAACUGGAGUCUUCGCAAAAUCCCCGGUCCUUUGCUUCCUGCAUUGACCAAUUUAUGGCUUCUGUAUCAAGCUCGUCGUGGUCGCAGAUAUCUCGAGGUUGAUGCUCUUCAUAAGAAAUAUGGCAAGGUGGUCAGGAUACAGCCUAACCAUGUCUCAAUCGCCGAUAUGGAUGCCAUUCAAAUCAUUUAUGGGCAUGGAAAUGGCUUUUUGAAGAGCGAAUACUACGACGCCUUCGUCUCCAUCCGCCGUGGUCUUUUCAACACGCGCGAUCGCGCCGAACACACACGGAAACGCAAAGUCGUCUCCCACACAUUCAGUGCCAAAUCCAUCGGCCAAUUCGAACAAUACAUCCACGCGAAUCUCGAACUCUUCGCCCGCAAAUGGACCGACAUGUCCAAGAACCGCAAAAACCCGUCCACGGGCUACGCCUCAAUCGAUUCUCUCCACUGGUUCAACUACCUCGCCUUCGACAUCAUCGGCGACCUCGCCUUCGGCACUCCCUUUGGCAUGCUUGAACACGAACGUGAUUUCGCCGAAAUCCGCAAAUCACCCGACGCACCUCCCACGACCGCUUCCGCCAUUGAAGUUCUUAACCGCCGUGGCGAAGUUUCCGGUACAUUAGGCUGUCUCCCCGCAUUGAAGCCGUAUGCGAAAUACCUCCCCGACCCGUUCUUCAGCCAGGGAGCCGAAGCCGUUGAGAACCUCGCUGGUAUUGCCAUUGCACGCGUGAAACAACGACUUGAAAACCCUAAUCCCGACCGCGUCGAUCUCCUCGCUCGUCUCAUGGAAGGAAAAGACGCUCAGGGUCAGAAACUCGGACGAGAAGAACUCACCGCCGAAGCACUCACUCAACUCAUCGCCGGAUCCGACACCACAUCCAAUACCGCAUGCGCUUUGUUGUACUACGUGCUCCGCACACCGGGUGUAUUGGAAAACCUCCAAAAGGAACUCGACGCCGCAUUCCCACCCGGUGUUCCAUCUUACGAACAAGUUCGCGACUUGCCGUAUGUUCAAUGGGUCAUCAAUGAAACCAUGCGCAUCCAUUCGACUUCCUCACUCGGUCUCCCUCGUCUAACGCCCGGUGCGACGCCUGAAAACCCACAUCCCAAGCCAGUGGAGAUUCUAGGCUAUAGCUUCCCUCCCGGAACGGCGUUGUCGGUGCCGAGUUAUACGAUUCAUCACAGCAAGGAAAUUUGGGGCUCCGAUGCAGAUGACUUUGUGCCGGAACGGUGGAGUGAGAAGAGAUUGACCAGUCGGCAGAAAGAUGCGUUUAUUCCGUUUAGUUAUGGACCGAGGGCUUGUGUGGGCAGGAAUGUCGCCGAGAUGGAAUUGAAGUGUAUUGUGGGAACUGUGUUUAGGAAUUUUGAAUUCAGGGAUGAACAUGAGGGCCCACUCGAGACGAGAGAGGGGUUUUUGAGGAAGCCGUUGGCGUAUAAUGUUGGGAUUAGGGUGAGGGCAACUUAAGAGGUGGUGGUGGUCAUGAUCAUGAGCGAUGAUGAGUGUGCUUGUGGUUGGAACAGGUGGGAUAUAUCGAUGACUAUGGGUGGAUAUAUACAUGUUUGGAUGGUAUAUAUUCGCAGAUAUGAUGCGAUGCUACUUUAUGUAUGUUGAUUGCUAGAUAGGGUUGAGGCGAUUGAAUCUCCCCAGUUUUAUAGGACGAUGAACGAUUUGCCUGCUCUUUUCA
Messenger RNA from Exophiala mesophila, 2106 nucleotides. RefSeq lists its product as uncharacterized. NCBI's taxonomy places the organism in Eukaryota, Fungi, Ascomycota, Eurotiomycetes, Chaetothyriales, Herpotrichiellaceae. The transcript has 2 exons. The coding region runs from base 345 to 1886 and encodes 513 amino acids. The record is from RefSeq and is a predicted model, not a curated record. Gene Ontology annotation, molecular function: heme binding; oxidoreductase activity, acting on paired donors, with incorporation or reduction of molecular oxygen; iron ion binding.